Sitodiplosis mosellana (orange wheat blossom midge) is the source of this 3347-nucleotide messenger RNA. RefSeq lists its product as uncharacterized. The record is from RefSeq and is a predicted model, not a curated record. NCBI's taxonomy places the organism in Eukaryota, Metazoa, Arthropoda, Insecta, Diptera, Cecidomyiidae. The transcript is spliced from 4 exons. Bases 857 to 3172 code for a protein of 771 amino acids.
CGACUGAAAUUUCAGUGUAAACCAACUGUAUGAAUAUUGGGAACGAGAAAAUGUUAGAUUUUAAAUUAAAGAGAAAAGAAUUAUGUAUCAAUUAAUAGUGUUCACAAAAAUAGCAUAAAAUUCUAUGAUUUAAAUUGUUCAUGUUUUUGUUCAUGUAUUGAUCCAAAGAGAAUGAACUAAAUGGUGAGAGUAUAUUUUCAAAUUCAUUUCUUCUGAUUUUCAACGAUUACGUUUUAAAUUGUCCAGAGAUGGCAGGCAAAACUAAUGUAGUGAAUAUUCCCGCUAUUAGUGUUGGUUCAUUUUGAAGUUUGUUAUUGUAAACAAACCGCCGUUCACAAUUUCACCAUGUCAUGAAAUAUGAAUCUUUGCUUCGUUCGACUAAAUUCAUAUUGAACAGCCAGCAAAAGGGAAAAAGGGUAAGUCAUUUGAAUUGUUAUCGUUGUGACAUCGAACGAGUGAUCGAACCAAACAAUACCACCGUGUGCAUGUGAUUUUCGAAAUCAACAAACCAUCGAUUGUUGUGUGUUUUUUUGUUUGUUUACAGUUUUGAUCCGUAGCCUGUGGAAGAAAUCUGCUGUCGAAAUAUCGUGAGCGUUUCGAUAUUUUAUCACGGUGUGCGGUGUUCGUGUCACAACCAAAUUCAGCUUGAUGUGUCAAACUGAUGCCGGUUGCACAUUCACAUUGAUCUGAACAUUUGGAAAGGCAAGUCAUUUGUUGUGAAUACUGUUCGAUUUACAGUGAUUGUUUUUUUUUCGUUUUUCGUUCAAAUUAAGUAAUUUAGAAGCAACAAAAAAUCAUUUCUAGUGCGUUCUAAAGUAAUUUUUGUGUUUUCAUUCUAUUUUUUCAGGGUUCAAUAAUGGGCAGAAAAAGGAUUGGGGCACAUGCCAUUCGUGGCAAUAGGUCGAAACCGCGGAAAGUUGAAGAUGGCAAGCAAAAGGAGGAGAAAGCAUACUUUGCAAUCAAGUUGGCCGCCACUAGUAUUGUUCGACCGGAAUAUCGUGAUCGUAUUCUGCCAUGGAUCACAAAAACCAGCAUAAAAUGCACCGAAAUAUCUGAAUUGGCAUCGCUUCUAUUCCUCAACAAAGUCAGAGCUGCCACUGAACAGGCCAUCAUCACCGGCAAUUGGGAAUAUUUCGACGAUGGCGAUGGAAUGCACAUCAUCGAAAAUUGCUUCUAUGCUGUGUUGCGGCGCUACAAGGAAGACGAUUUCAUUAUGGAUCCAUGGUUCCGGCAUUGCUUUGAGAAUGUGGACAUCGAGAAUCGCUCCGCAUGGCCAAACAAUGAUUACUUCGGCAACUUGAUGAAAUAUUUGUUCCAACAAUAUAGCCGUAAUGUUAAGACGAAUUUGGAUACACAUGCACAGAAACGAUUGCGGUAUUUCUUGAGAUUGAAGGCAUUCAGACAGAACUACACUAACCGGAUUCGUGGCCUACCGGACACAUACGAUGAACGAGAUGUGGCAAAUGCAGUGUCAUGGGCAAUCAAACGAUAUGACGCAACAAGAGGUGAUGCUAAUCGCUUGGCCAAACGAGAUCGAUUGUUGCGUUACGUUCGAGACAUUCGUGGACCAGCUGACGAUGAUAUCGCCAAAUUCACCAAAGACGAAGAUACAUGGUUUUCAUCAUUGCCAAUGUGGUUGAUCAUGCAAUCGGAAAUCGAAACGCACCUCAACUGGGUUGAACAACACCACGACAACAUCGUGCAAGUCAUUGCGUUGCCAAACAUCAAGAAUUUGGUGGUCAUCCCAAUCUGUCAUCACACGCGAAAGGCAGUGAGAAUAGACGCUGAUGUUUUGUAUCGUAUGAUGUGCGAAACCGGUACCAUUCCGCGUGAUGAAUAUGGUCGGCAACAUACAGUGGGCCACGUCACGUCAAAAUCAAAUCAAGCGUAUUAUUUCAAUAUGAUUUUUAACAUGGAGAAAAUCAAUCGAGUGUUGAAAGCAAACAAAAAAUUCGAACAUAUUCUCAGCGAUGGUGUAUCGGCAUCGAUUCUGUACUCAGUGAAGAAAACCGUAGUCGACAAGUUAGUGGAAGAUGGUUUGGUGCGUAAACGGUACUCUGAUGGCUUCUAUGUCUAUGAAUUGGGCAUUGAUUGGGGCAUGAAGACGUGGAAUGCAACCGUUAGGCGACGAAUUAAUAAUGACAAAGAGCGAAUUCAUAAUGGCAAAGAGAUGAAUUUCACAAUCAACAGCAAGAAGUAUCAUUAUUGCACCGGAGAAGGAGUGCGUAAGGAAAAGGGAGAGCGAUGGACUCGUGCCUUUGGGCAGUUCGAAGAGAGUGAUCGAAAUAACCGAGCGCGAUAUGACCGAAUGCCAUCACCAAAAGGAAGCAAUUGGCGUGACUACAUACGGCAUCGAUUCACCAUCAUGAAGAAAGCCAUUGCAGUGUACACAACCGAAAAGUACACACGUUUAAGUUUUGAUCAUUACAUCGAGUCCAAUCGGGUCAGUGACAAGGUGGCCGCAAUGCUGACAAAUCGCAAACGAUGCAUCAUUAACAUUGGAGCUUCCCAACCACCUGCAAAUUCACCAAUACAGAUCAAGAAACACGUUCGAUGCCCGGGCGUGCGGAAAUUGGUGAAGAGUUUCAAGAAAAUGGAAGGCAAUGUCAUACGAUUUGUGAACGAAGCCAGAUCAUCACGAUUGUGUGCCAGAUGUUUCGAACCGUUUCCAUUGAGUACAUUGAACGACCGUGUCAAGGUGUGUGAAUGGUGUAUGCCCGAUCAAGAUGAUUGGCCGAAAAUGAAGCUACCAGAGAAAAUUGUAGCGGCAAAGAGCAAGCGGAAGUUGCGAUCAGAGCGACGAGCGAUGCGACAAGCAGCAGUGCAGAAUCCAAAUCAACCCCGUGGUUUUGUGUCUAAGGUGAUUUGCUACCGUAAAAACUGGCAACAAAACGCGGCAAACGGUAUGGAUGACAAUGUUGAAGAGCGCAGAGGUGUAAUCAUUCACGACGCUGAACUCGGUAUCAUCGAGUACACAGAUGAAUUUGUGCCCGAAGACCCCGUUGACGACUCUCCAGUACUGAAGACAGUUUGGCAACGUGACAUUUCGGCUGCAAAAUUGAUCUUGUACAGAGGGCAUUGCGAACUCUUUGGACAUCGGCUGCAUGAUGCGUUCACACGUCAACACCUCGUGUAUCCAACUCGAUUCCGAGUCAACUUCAACAUUCAUUAAUAUCAAUAGAGCCGCAAUUUAUGUUUUAUUUUUCAAAAGAAUUUAUGUAACAGUAUGUUAUUUGUAGUUGGUUGAGGUCUUAGUCUCCCAGACAUCAUCGAUACCAGAUAUCGAUGGCUAUCUAUAUUCUAUAGUCUAUAUAGAUGUAGGUAGAGUACAGGAUAAUUCCUGUAGG